Raphanus sativus (radish) is the source of this 1210-nucleotide messenger RNA. RefSeq names its product flavonol synthase/flavanone 3-hydroxylase. The record is from RefSeq and is a predicted model, not a curated record. NCBI's taxonomy places the organism in Eukaryota, Viridiplantae, Streptophyta, Magnoliopsida, Brassicales, Brassicaceae. Bases 159 to 1076 code for a protein of 305 amino acids. The transcript has 3 exons.
AGCAUUGCUGCAAUUGUUGAUUUUAACAUCUUCUAUUUAGUCCUCACCUACCACUGAAACUAAUCAUUUGAUAGAAUCCCAUUAUAAAAACAAUCGCACAGACCUCUUGUCUUUCCGUUCAUACAUCAAUCAACAAAUCCACCACUACUACCAGCAAUAUGGUGGCUGAGAGAGAGCAAGACAUACUGUCUUCACGCAUACCAAUAAUUGACGUAAGCAAUCCUGAUCAAGGGCUAGUGGCGCGUGCGGUGGUGAAGGCGAGCGAAGAGUGGGGUGUUUUUCAGCUGGUAAAUCAUGGGAUCCCCACGGAGCUGAUUCAACGUUUACAGAAUGUUGGAAGGCGAUUCUUCGAGCUCUCUGAAACAGAAAAGAAAGCCGUGGCCAAACCAGAUAACUCCCGUGAAGGAUACGCAAGGAGGUACACAUUAGACCUAGAAAAGAAAAUAGGUACGGUUGAUCAACUCUACCACAAUAUCUGGCCACCUUCAGUCGUCAAUCACUCAUACUGGCCUAAGAAUCCCCAAGACUACAGGGAAGUGAACGAGGAGUACACAAGGCAGGUAAAGAUACUAUCAGAGAAGAUUAUGGAGUGGUUGUCAGAGGGGUUAGGCUUACGUCGUGAGGCUAUUAACGAAGUUGUCGGUGGUGAGUAUCUGCUGAACGUCAACUACUAUCCACCGUGUCCACAUCCGGAUUUGAUCGAGGGAUUGGAUGCACACACCGAUGUUAGUGGACUCACACUCCUCCUAACCAAUGAGAUUCCGGGACUUCAAGUGUUCAAGGACGAUCAAUGGAUCGAGGUGGAGUAUAUCCCAUUUGCUGUUAUAGUCAACAUCAGCGAUCAGAUCCUUAGGGUUAGCAACGGAAAGUACAAGAGCGUGUUGCAUAAAACCACCGUGGAUAAGGAGAGAACAAGAAUGUCUUGGGCGGUUCUUGUUAGGCCUACCAGUGAUAUGGUCGUGGGACCUUUUCCCGAGCUUAUCGGCGACGAUCCUCCCAAGUUUAAGUCCAUGCUCUACAAGGACUACAUAUACCGCAAGGUCCGAAACUUACCGUUCGUUGACCUCGACUCAUGAUUAAAGUCAAAAAUCCUGUGAACUAUACUUUUGUCCUUUUCUAAUAACUUUGUGUUUUUCUUAUACGUUGGUCGUUGUAGUUGGUGCGGUAUGGUGUUUUAUGGUUUUUAGUGCUUAUUGUUUCUCAAUUUGUA